AUGGCUAUUGAUACUAGCACUGCAAAUUUGGAUCGCACACAGAUUGUGCCGUUACAUGACGGUCCACAUGUGUUGCCUAACAACCCAUUGUUCACCAGGCUACUUCGACAUGCGCAUAGAAACUACCUUGCCAUCAGAGACCGAGAGCUUGGCGUCUCUAAGACAUACGGAGAGUUGCUCGAUGCGGUGCUGGGAUUGAGAGAUGUGGUACGGGCAGCGCUGCCCUCCGAGGUCAUUGAACAACUGAACAAUGGCAAUGAGGUUUACGUGGGAGUACUAGCCGCAGGAGGCUAUGAGUUUACAGUCGCUGUUCUGGCAGUUCUGGCGCUGGGGGCAGCGGUGGUACCUAUGUUCCCGGCGGCACCUGUUGACGAGAUCGUGUACUACGCUACAAAGUCACAGCAGGUGGCCAUCUUAUCCAGCUCUGCAACGACGCAACUAGCCCAAGAAUCGGCUCAGUGUUGUGGCAUCGCACAGCUCAACAUUCUACCCAAUCUGCCUCGCACACCUCGAUUCGAGCCACCCGACAUUUCGCUGUCUUCCAACCCACCACAAGACCCCAGUGCACCUGGCGUGGUUAUCUUUACUUCUGGUACAACUGGCAAACCCAAGGGUGUAGUCCUACGACGUACCUACACGCACGAGGGUGCCAUUACCGUCGGUGAUAGCUAUGGAAUCACCCACACAGAUGUGCUCCUACACACGCUUCCUGUACAUCAUCAGACUGGCUUGGGCACAUCGUUCUUCCCAUUCCUCAACGCGGGUGCCUGCAUCGAGUUUCAUGGCAAGUUUGACGCAGCCACUGUGAUGCAACGAUGGCUACAGGGUGGCCUGACAGUCUUCUCUGCUGUUCCUACUAUCUACAUGCGCUUGAAGUGGUUCAUCGAACAGCUCCCAGCGCAGGAGCAGGUCCCUUACAAGCAGUCGGCUACCCAGUUCCGUGCAUUCCUGUGUGGUUCUAGCGCUUUGCAAGAGCAUGUGCAGGACUUCUGGGCCGCUGAACUGGGUCGCCCCAUCCUCGCACGCUAUGGUGCCACCGAGAUUCCUGGCUGUAUCCGGGUGUCUGUCGAGCUUCGAGACGUUCCGAAAGGAAGUGUAGGCCAGCCUUUACCGGGCGUUGAGGCCAAGAUCUCGCCCGAGGGAGAACUUCUGGUCAAGACACCAAACAUGUUUGCAAAAUACCUCAUGGAACCAGAGACUACCAAGAACGCUCACGAUGCUGACGGUUGGUACAAGACUGGUGAUAUUGCCCGGCGUGAAGGGAACUUCUACUUUAUCGUGGGACGCGCAUCGGUUGAUAUCAUCAAGUCUGGUGGUUACAAGAUCUCAGCGCUGGACAUUGAGCGGGCGUGCCUAGCACUGCCGUAUGUGAAUGAGGCUAUGGUGGUGGGCGUUGAGGACGAUGAGUUUGGGCAGCGAGUUGGCGCAGUGCUGGCUCUCAAGAAUGCGAAAGCAUCGGACAUUACCCUUGCCAAGGUUCGGAGUGAUCUUAGGGGUCAGCUGGCUGGGUAUAAGCUGCCAACCUUAUUGAGGGUUGUGGAGGGGGAGCUUCCCAAGGGUGCCACAGGAAAGGUGCAGAAGAAGAUCCUGGGGCCGGAGCUGAUACCAAGUCCUGGGUACGAAAAGAUUCCCCAGGUACAGGUAUGGAAGAAUCCGAGACAGGCAGGGCGUGUGCUGGCAAGAUUGUAG
Messenger RNA from Fusarium pseudograminearum CS3096, 1689 nucleotides. RefSeq lists its product as uncharacterized. The coding region runs from base 1 to 1689 and encodes 562 amino acids. Gene Ontology annotation, biological process: fatty acid metabolic process. NCBI's taxonomy places the organism in Eukaryota, Fungi, Ascomycota, Sordariomycetes, Hypocreales, Nectriaceae. The record is from RefSeq and is a predicted model, not a curated record. The transcript has 3 exons. Gene Ontology annotation, molecular function: medium-chain fatty acid-CoA ligase activity.